AGGCCUGACGAGGCAACAUUUUGUUUUCUUUCUUGGUGUGCUUCUCGUUUUUAUAUUUUCUUCUUCAUGGAUUCAGGUGAUCCAAAUUUUUUGUCUUUACUGCUUUCCAUUGGUCGCGAACUGACUGAUGAAGAUUUUGAGAAUUUGAAGUUUUUGUGCGAGGGCACGAUUCCUGCGAGUCAUCUCGAGACGGUGAAGCGUCCGCGGGAGCUUUUUCUUGAACUAAUUCACUGCUGUGAUCUCAGCAACGAAAAUAAAGACCCGCUGUCCUCACUGCUCUUCCACAUUGGACGGCAAGACCUUAGGAAUCGCCUUCUUGGAGUCCAAGGAGUGGUUAUUAAAAAGGCAUUCCAGAACCUAGGUGGCAUUCCCUCCAAAGUUCCAAACUUUGUUGGGCGGAAAGGUCAAUGUUCCACAGUCAUGGAAAAACUUUCAGCGAGUGAUUCCUGCCAGAUAGUCUCCAUUACUGGACCUCCUGGGUUUGGAAAGUCUGCAGUAGCCAUUCAAGUAGGACAUGAAUUAAUAGCACAAGGAAAAACAAAUGUGUAUUAUGUCUCCCUCAGGAGUUUGACAUCCUUAAAUGCAAUGGUGAACUCCCUUCUAGGAGCUCUUCAAAUUUUGGCCGGUAAGCAGCCAAUCCAGCAGGCCAAGCACUGUCUUCGCACUUUAACAAAACACUGUGUCAUCAUUCUGGACAAUGCUGAAGACAUGUUACUGCCCCACGUGAAGGAUGAAUUUUGUAAUUUUAUUAGCACUGUUGCACAGACUGCUGCCCAUGUGAAAAUCUUGAUUACAUCUCGUCAGUCAAUUACUUUCUUUUCUGUUGAAAUGUUUGAGCUUCGGCUAGACUCGCUUUGUCCAGAUCAUGCCAAAGAAUUGCUUCUGACGCUGGAGUCAAAAGUAUCUGGACAGGAUGCAGAACAGCUAGCCAAUCACUGUGGUGGGGUGCCACUGGUUCUGCGCACCACAGCAGCCCUUCUGGCAAAGGGAGUAGAUGCUAAAGCUCUCAUACAUGAGUUCCAGAUGAGCCCAGUGUCAACUCUAAAAUCUUUUAGUCUCAAUUCACUGAGCCAUGAGCAUCAACUAUUUAACUGUCUCAGAAUCUGCUUCAGCCGACUGGAACCUGACCAGCAAGUUGCCCUGAUUUCUCUAGCAGUUUUCCCAACAACAUUCACUGUGACUGAUGCCCAUUUUCUCCUCAAAGACUUGUCAGACUACAAAUUGGGGAUAUUACUUCAAAACCUUGUGGAUAAUUCCAUGCUCCAAUUUGAUCAUUUGCUAAAGCAGUAUUACGUACACAAUAUUAUCCAGUCAUUUUGUCAUGACUGCAUGAACCAGGAAGAAGAUUUGUACCCAUUUUACCAAUCAGCUAAGAAAGUUUUCAACAUUCACUACUUGGGGAAACUAAAAGAACUCUAUGCUGUUUUCCUGUCCAAAGAUUGCUGCCAGGCUGUCCAGGUUUUCUUAGUCAAUCGGCUUAACAUCAGGCAGGCCCUGAAAGACUCUGUAACUGAUCCUGACUUGGAAAAAAGGUGCAUUGACACUGCUGUUGAAGUAACUCCUUUUCUAGCAAAGGUGUUCAGAAAAGAGAAGUUUCUCUCUGUUUUUGGGAUGCUUACAGAAGCAUGUAAAGCAAGCAAUGAUACAAAGAGGUAUAGUGACUGCUUGACCUCUGAGGCAUAUUGUAUCCUUUCCCACUGCGCGUGUCAUCUGCCAUGUCCACCAGCUGUUGCUAAGUUUAAGGAGGCUGACAAGAUACAAAAAGAAAUUAAAGAUGACUCGUCCCUUGUGCGUGCAUUUUGCCUGAGUAAACUUGGCCGCUGUUUUGGCCAACAGAGAGAUCUGAAAGAAGCCCUUCCACGUAUAAAGCAGGCAAUUGAGAUCAGGAAGCAACACAAGGAUAGGAUUUUUGUGGCAGUGGGUUAUAAAGACCUUGGAGCUGCUUAUGCAUUCAAUGAUGCUCACCAAGAAGCAAACAAGUUCAGAGCGGAAUACUCCCUCCCAGUGUAUUUGGAGUUGCUUGGAGACCAUCCCUUUACUGCCACUCUGAUGGAUGACAUGGGUAUAUCAUACCAGGCCCUUGGAGACUAUGAAAGUGCUAUUAAGUUCCUCCGUGAAGCACUGCGCGUGAGGAAUCAUUCACUGGGUGACCACCAAGAGACAGCACGUUCCUUCCAUGGUCUUGGAAAGGCUCUAGAUAUGAAGGGGGAGCUGAAUGAGGCCCUAGAAACUCUGAGAAGUGCACUUGGCAUUCAAGACAAGGUUUUAGGGAACCAUCAGGAGACAGUGCGCACACAUAGAGAGAUAGCUCAUGUCCUCAAACAGCUUGGGCGGCAUGAUGAAGCUAAAGAGGAAGAGCAGCUGGCUAUGAAAAAGUGGUCAUCUAUCGACGAACCACAACCAGAGAAGUGAUGAUUUACUAAAUCCACGGAGAGGAAAAUUUAUGUUUACUUAGAUCUUAAUUAGAUAAGCAAUGCUUUUUUUGUUCAGUGUGGAGUGUACUAAAUGGUGAAGUAGUAAAUAUUGGAGCUUUUCAAGCCUCAGGUUUUGUAGAAUUUUGUCUUCAAAUUAGGCUUAGAAAACAGAGACAUUUUUGUGAUGAUCAUGACUAAUGACAGCUUUUCACAACUGAAGUAAGCAAUUUGUUAAAACAUUAUCAUAGGUCCUGAUUUGUCUGUGGAAAAAUUGUCCUAAUUAUGUUUAAAAUGGUAGAGGAGAGUUUUUAAAUGCUGGACAAUUUUAAGAUUACAUACAUCAUAGGCUUGCAUUCAUCAAAGUAUAAGAAUUGUUCAAGGUUUAGCUGAGAAAUUUCUAGGAGCUUCAUGUCAGCUGGGAUAGGAUUGUAAAACUCACAGGGCUCGACACUAACGGUGGCCCACUAGUCACAGACUAGUAGAAAUUCUGUUUUGGCCGGUGGUUUUCAACUUCCACUGGCUAGUUUGGCUAGUAAACAAGCUGAAAUUGUCGUAACAUCUAAGAUGUCACCAGCCACCAGGCUAAUAAGUUGAAAAGUUAGUGUUGAGCCCUGACUCAGCUGACAUAUAUGUAUGAACCAGUUAUUUAAGAACAUUUUCAAUUUGAUACACUGUAGUUUUAAUGUUGUGUAAAUAGAAAUUCCAUUUCCAAGGCAUAGAUGUACAUGUAUACACCCUUCUCCUGAUUAAGUAAACAAAAGCCUGUUUAUGCAAUUAAAUUAAAUUAUAUGAAUUUAGUAGCUUA
This is a messenger RNA of Stylophora pistillata, 3219 nucleotides long. RefSeq lists its product as uncharacterized. Gene Ontology annotation, biological process: regulation of apoptotic process. NCBI's taxonomy places the organism in Eukaryota, Metazoa, Cnidaria, Anthozoa, Scleractinia, Pocilloporidae. The record is from RefSeq and is a predicted model, not a curated record. Gene Ontology annotation, molecular function: protein binding; ADP binding.